AUGCUAAAUGCUGUUAAUGUAUUAGAUAAUUUAAUCCUCAUAACUUUUGGUCACACCAAGGUCUUAUACUUGGAGUCAAGGAUACUCUUCAGUAACAGCCCUCAAGGAUUAACAUCUUGGAGGAAAGCUAUUCUUCACAAUGUAGGACUAAACCAUGCUUAUUUCAAGAUUUCAAUGCAGAGUCUUUUGCCUAUCAUUAAUAUUAUUCCAUCAGAAGGAAUAAUUCCUCCUGGGGGGCUGACUAUCCUCAAUAUUUCUUGUACACCCACUGUGGCAGAAAAAUUUGAUACAAAAACAAAGAUUGCUAUUCGUCGUGCAAAUGCCAUAGACCUUAGAAUUGGUGGAUGUGUUGAGAUUGCUGAUGUUGAAAUCCAUCCAAAUGUAUUUAAUUUCAGUGGCACCUAUGUGGGCGCUACUGAAAUUAUUCCAUUUGUCAUCAAGAACAAAGGUUUAACACGUGCCAGAGUGGCAUUUAAUCUAGAAAAGUUUCCGAAUUUUUCAAUGGAUCUUAAAAACAAGUCAGGUGAAUUAGCAGACCCUGCAAUUCCUUACAUAUAUUCUGUGGAGUUAGAGGAAAAUACAUCUGUGGAAUGUGGCAUAGCAUUUUCUCCCAAUGAAGUGGCAACUUUUGACUUCACUAUUCAAGUUCAAAUUAAUUUCUUCAAGGCUUCAGAGCUCUAUACAGAAUAUUUGUCAAAUUCUUCUAAGAUUCCAAUGACAACACCACUUAUUCAACCAUGUUAUGUGCAAGCUAUUGUAUUGCAAGCACCAUUGGAAUUAUCCAGUAUUGAGUUUGUAUUCCAAGUCCCUUUACAUGAACUAGAUACUAAAAACAAGGUCACAAAAACUCAGGAUCUUGUCCUACGUAAUAUUUCCAAAAAAAAUGUGCAAUGGAAUUUGGAUCUUAGUAGUACCGGCAAACUUUUCAAAAAAGGCAUAUUCAAGUUUAGUGUACUUACUGGGAAUCUGAAACCACAUGAAAAGUGCAGCAUUUCCAUACAUUUUUCUCCAAAUAAACCUAGAAAAUACAAGGUUGAUAUCCCUAUACGUUUAAAUGAAAAUCCAACAUGCUAUAGAAUAUUAUGUCUGAUUGGAGAGGUAAAAUCACCCAAGUUAUUGUUUCACCCUGCAUUUGUGUGUUUCACUCCUGUUCCUUUGGAUGUGACAACUACAAUGAAUAUCAGUAUUUUGCCUCAAAAUUAUUUCAGAAAUUCAACUCUAAGUGUCCAGAUUCCCACAGCAGGGCUUCCUGACAGUGAUGAGAUCCCCCCUCUUUCUGUGAAGUUUACAAAAGGCAGAGUCAUCACAGGCUCUCACAGUGGAAUUAACAAUGAGCCCCCCUGCCACAUCAGUUUCACAUCAUCUAAACCUGUGACAUUUCUCACCGAACUACUUUUCCAUGAUGACAAAGAUAACUGGUUUUCACUUCCACUUACUGCAACAGCAGAAAACUGCAUUCUUACUAUUUACCAAUAUAUGGCAACUUAUGCUGAUAAGGAAAAAAUUAUUUUAAAGAAUGAAGAUCAAAGAGCUCCGUAUGUGAGUCAACUGAAGUAUUGGAGAUGUGAGGGUGGUGCAGAGGUUAAUGCUGACGCUGAAGAUGUUGAUCUCUAUAAGGUCUGUGAGAGCAAGAAUUAG
Molecule: messenger RNA, 1638 nt
Organism: Tupaia belangeri chinensis (Chinese tree shrew)
Lineage: Eukaryota; Metazoa; Chordata; Mammalia; Scandentia; Tupaiidae
Product: cilia- and flagella-associated protein 47-like
Exons: 14
Coding region: 1-1638 (545 amino acids)
Biological process (GO): sperm axoneme assembly; cilium assembly
Cellular component (GO): cilium
Source: RefSeq, a predicted model, not a curated record